UAACAGGGUGAGGUCUUCUCCCCAUCUUCUCUAUAAAAGGGCAGGAGCUUCAGCAGGAGCAGCUCCACGUAGACUCCAGACCUCAGACAGCAUCUCAUCAGGGUGACAGAGAUGCUUCUUCCUGUUCUUCUUCUUCUGGGCGUGAGCCUGGUAGACUCUCAUUUCAAACAUAAAGGAGAGUAUAUCGGCGCCCCUUUCCUUCAACAAUGUUUCAAAGAAGCUAAAACAAUAGUGGAUGAUGCAUACAAGUACUCUAGAGAAGAGAGUUUGAAGCGAGUUCGCACAGACGUGGUGAAGCCUCACGAUGCUCUUCGACUCAUGAAGCAGCCUCGUGGAGACACUCGCUCAGCUGUGAGGUCUGCAGACUACAUGGAGCAAACUCUUCGACUGAUCCGUGAAAGGGUGCAGCAAGUGCACAGGCGCGCCCUCAAUGCAACAGAUUUGCUCAGUCCAGAAGAUCUCAAGGAACUGGCUAGACUGACUGGAUGUGAAGCUCGGGUCAGACUUCCAGAGUGCGAAAUCACACCAAACAUCAACAAGUACCGCACAGCCACCAGCAUCUGCAACAACCUAAAAGAUCCUCGGCUCGGGGCCUCCAACACCCCCUUCACCCGCUGGCUCCCCGCCGAGUACGACGACGGCAUCUCCCAACCCAAAGGAUGGAACAGAAGCAGAACGUUCAAUAACUUUAUGCUCCCGCUGGUGCGACAAGUGUCCAACAACAUCCUGAGCACCACUGAUGCAGGCGUGGUCAAUGACGGAGAAUAUACUCACAUGGUCACUUUUUUUGGCCAGUGGAAUGACCACGACCUCAGCUUCACUCCGUUCUCCCCCAGCAUCCGCUCCUUCAGCAACGGCGUGAACUGUGAUGAGAGCUGUGAGCACACAGAGCCGUGCACCCCCAUCCCUAUCCCUCCUGGUGACCCCCGCCUGCCCUCCCGUCCGGACAGCUGCAUCCCGGCCUUCAGAUCUGCCCCCGUCUGUGGAACAGGAUACUCAGCCUACAACUUUGGAGGAGAGCCCAACAAGAGGGAGCAGAUCAACGCCCUCACAGCCUUCCUGGAUUUGGGGCAGGUGUACGGAUCUGAGGAGAAGCUGGCCCUGUACCUCCGUAACCUCAGCAGUGACGCCGGCCUGAUGCGAGUCAACACAGAGUUCAGAGACAACGGCCGAGAACUGCUGCCCUUCCACCCCAUGCUGGUGCAGAUGUGCGCCACUCGCAGAAGAAUCACCAAUGACACCAACGCCCAAGAGGUCCCAUGUUUUAUCGCAGGUGAUUCUCGUGUGGACGAGAACAUCGCCCUGACGUCCAUUCACACCCUGUUUGUGCGAGAACACAACCGCCUGGCCCGAGAACUGAAGAGGCUGAACUCACACUGGGACAGUGAGACGCUCUACCAGGAGGCCCGCAAGAUCAUGGGAGCGUACACACAGACAUUCGUGUUCAGAGACUACCUGCCACAUAUUGUGGGCGAUGACGCGAUGAGGAGGCAGCUCGGCCGAUAUCCAGGCUACAACCCCAACGUUAACCCCAGCAUCGCCAACGUCUUUGCAACAGCUGCUUACCGCUUUGCUCACCUGGCAAUCCAACCGGUGUUGUCAAGACUGGAUGCUAACAACAGCGAGAACCCCCGCUUCCGCAGCGUGCCCUUAUAUGAGGCCUUCUUCACCCCCUGGAGAGUAGUCUUUGAGGGUGGAAUUGACCCUCUGCUGCGUGGUCUGAUUAUACGGCCAGCUAAACUGAACACCCAGGACCACAUGAUGGUGAAUGCUAUCAGGGAGAGGUUGUUCCAGUUUGUGCAGCACUUGGCUCUGGACCUUGGUUCUUUAAACAUGCAGCGAUCACGGGAUCAUGGCAUACCUGGCUACAAUGCUUGGCGCAGGUUCUGCGGUCUGUCUCAGCCCCAGAACCAGGCACAGCUAGGACAAGUUCUGGGCAACAACAAUCUGGCCCGCAGACUGCUGCAGCUCUACGGGACGGCUGAUAACAUUGAUGUCUGGCUUGGAGGUGUUGCAGAGCCGUUCGUGCGCGGCGGUCGAGUAGGACCCCUGUUCGCCUGCCUGAUUGCAACCCAGUUCCAGAGGAUCCGCCAGGGUGACAGGUUGUGGCACGAGAAACCAGGCGUCUUCACCCCAAGCCAGAGGGCUGCUUUACGUUCAGCCAGUAUGUCUCGAAUCAUUUGUGAUAACACCGGCAUCACAUCCGUCCCUAUGGAUGCCUACAGAAUCGUCUCAAACUCAAACCGCCUGGUCCAGUGCUCAUCUAUCCCCCGCCUAAACCUGGCAGCCUGGAGGGACAGGCCUGCUGAAUCAGGUGAAAGAAACAUGCAAAACGGUCAAGGAGAGAAGAUGGACGUAAGAGACAUGAAUGGAAUUGACCCUCAAGGCCUUCAGCAUCCUCAAGAGCCACCAAAGCUUGCCAAGGAGAUCCUGUAGAACCUUCUGCUGUAAGAACCCAUCCAGGAGCUCCAUCAGUGCUGGAAAUCUAUCGUCUGCUUUCUUUUUCCUUAUGGGUAUAUCUAAACUAUUAAAAAAGUAAUAUUUGUAAAGCUGUGUGGCACAAAUGUUUGCAUUACAGCAUGAAUUAGACCUCUUUAUAGAACGCAACUCUCAGCAUUCUCAUUUCAAGUGUCUUUACGGUUAGAUCUCAUGGAUUUAAAUUACUACAUAAAUCUGGUUAUUUCAUUAUUUUGUUAUCUAAACUGAGACCUAAAGUUUUUUUAAAGAACAUCCUUUUUUCUUGCAACUGAGCUGGAUUUUUCUGAUAUUCCAGAUUGCUUAGGAACUAUUUUUUUUUUUAUCUCAACCUCAUUCUAAUCUUAAAAAUAAGUUUAUAAGGUACUCUCACUUAAAUAUUAUAACAUAUUUUUGAAAGUUUUAUAUUUUAGACCAAUAAAUCUGCUACAGACAAACCAAAUUCUUAUACUGUCUUGUAUUCCAUGUAAAAAGGUAAAACAUUUUAAUUAUGUUUCUCUUUUUGGUUUGCCACCUGAUUUUAUUAUGCUUAUGUAUAUCAUUAAUAAAAGUAUUUUACCACCCAA
This is a messenger RNA of Oryzias melastigma (Indian medaka), 3041 nucleotides long. It is a transcript of the gene mpx, whose product is annotated as myeloid-specific peroxidase. Bases 112 to 2436 code for a protein of 774 amino acids. Gene Ontology annotation, biological process: response to oxidative stress. The transcript has 16 exons. Gene Ontology annotation, molecular function: heme binding; peroxidase activity. Lineage: Eukaryota; Metazoa; Chordata; Actinopteri; Beloniformes; Adrianichthyidae. The record is from RefSeq and is a predicted model, not a curated record.